Indicator indicator is the source of this 957-nucleotide messenger RNA. RefSeq names its product mas-related G-protein coupled receptor member E-like. The transcript has a single exon. The coding region runs from base 1 to 957 and encodes 318 amino acids. Gene Ontology annotation, biological process: G protein-coupled receptor signaling pathway. Gene Ontology annotation, molecular function: G protein-coupled receptor activity. The record is from RefSeq and is a predicted model, not a curated record. Gene Ontology annotation, cellular component: membrane. NCBI's taxonomy places the organism in Eukaryota, Metazoa, Chordata, Aves, Piciformes, Indicatoridae.
AUGAGCACGUUGUCGUCUGCCCUGGAAGGAGCUACCUCUGCUUGCUGCAACCAGCCCAACAGGACAGUGCAUAGCAGGAGCUGGCUUCACAGCCUGGAGGAUGGUGACUCCAGGUGGAGUGACUGUGAGGCUGGGCACUCCAGCAGCGUGGCUGUCACGCUGCUCACCUGCUCCUGCGGGCUGCUGGGGAACGGAGCUGUCCUCUGGCUCCUCUGCUCCCGUGUCUGCAGGAGCCCCAUCACCAUCUAUGUCCUCAACCUGGCCAUAGCCAACUCCACCUUCCUCCUCUCCACCACCACUGCCCUGGUGAUGUUCUACACCCCGGAGUGCCUCUGCUGCAGGCUGGGCUCACAGGACGUGGGCACUGUGUUGAACGUCACCAUCCUCUUCGCUUUCACUGCCAGCCUCUACCUCCUGGUGGCCUUCAGUGCCAUGGUAACUCUGUCCAUCCUCCCUUCAUCCUGCUGCCCCUGCCGUGGCUCCUGGCACUUGCCAGUGUGUGCCCUGCUCUGGGCCCUCUCCUUCCUCCUCACCAUGACCCUCUACUUCUACCCUGCAGCAGUCAUGGUCUUUGUCCUGAGUUACUUCUUCUCAGUGCUUGCCUUGACUAUUUCUGGUCUAAUCCUGCUUGCCAGGGUCUUGUGCUGCUCUCAGCAACAUCCCCCAAGGAAGCUCUGUGUGGUGGUCCUGAUAGCUGUCAUCCUCUUCCUCUUCUUGACUGCUGAUUUUUGGUACUGGCUCUUGCUGAGGCUGUUUGAUUUUUCUGUGUUUGUCUUUGACACCUCUCUCCUGCUGGCCUCUGUGAACAGCAUCAUCACCCCUGUCAUCUUCUUUUUCCUUGGGAGCUGUGCAAACAGUUUCAUGUUCUCAGGUAAGGUUUCUUUCCAGGGGGGUUUUGAAGAUUCACCAAACAGAGGCAGAGCUCUCAGAGAAAACCCAAGGGAAACGACUGUUUAA